This is a messenger RNA of Ricinus communis (castor bean), 3081 nucleotides long. RefSeq names its product potassium transporter 8. NCBI's taxonomy places the organism in Eukaryota, Viridiplantae, Streptophyta, Magnoliopsida, Malpighiales, Euphorbiaceae. Gene Ontology annotation, molecular function: potassium ion transmembrane transporter activity. Gene Ontology annotation, cellular component: membrane. The record is from RefSeq and is a predicted model, not a curated record. The coding region runs from base 630 to 2957 and encodes 775 amino acids. Gene Ontology annotation, biological process: potassium ion transmembrane transport. The transcript has 8 exons.
UAUAAAGAGGAAGAAGAAGGAGGAGAAGUUAGAGUUAGUGCAUUCCCAGUUAACACACCACUUCUUCUAUCUCUCUCUCUCUCUCUCUCUCUCUCUCAGUAUCUUUCUCUAUCAAAGCAGGCUAGAAAAUAUUCCAGCAUCAAGAACCUGAUAACUAAAUAAAUAAAUUAAACGAUAUUAUAGUGUUAUAAAGUUUUUAUAGAAAACCCAAAAACCAAAACAACUUUCUCUCUAUCAUAUCCUGAGUUUCUCUCUCUAUAACAUAGCCAUAAUAUUAUUAUAUAGGUUCUAAUAUAUCUGCAAUUUCAAGAACUAUUCUCUAUAUUUAUUCGUUUGUUGUGCUUUGUGUUUGUUCUUCGUUUGUCUACAUUCAUGAGUCUUGAUCGAACUAUUCUCUCUCUCUCUCUCUAUACAUAAAUAAAAUAAUCUAUGUAUAUAAGAACAAAAACUUUUAAGACUUCCAAUGGACCCUUGAUUACUUUUUCUGUUAAAUCUUUUCUUUUGUAUUUUGUGUAAACUGGGGUGGUUGGUAGUUAUUCUUAUUGUUAAUUUAUCCAUCUGGGUCCUCUUUAAUUUUGCUUCAAAAAAUGGAACUUUGAGUAAGUUUCAUUGAGCAUACCUGGCUUGUAAUGGAUCUUGAAGGUGUGAUUCAUGACAAUCCAAUCAAGAGAGAUUCGUGGAAGACAGUGUUAACUUUGGCAUAUCAGAGUUUAGGUGUUGUUUAUGGAGAUUUAAGUACUUCUCCAUUAUAUGUGUAUAAAAGCGCUUUUGCAGAGGAUAUACAGCAUUCGGAGACCAAUGAGGAGAUUUAUGGAGUUUUAUCCUUCGUAUUUUGGACAUUGACACUAAUCCCAUUAGUUAAAUAUGUUUUUAUUGUGCUCAGAGCUGAUGAUAAUGGUGAAGGUGGUACUUUUGCUUUGUAUUCGUUACUUUGCCGCCAUGCCCGGGUUAGUUCCAUACCCAAUUGCCAGCUUGCUGACGAGGAGCUAUCAGAGUACAAAAAAGAUGGGUCUGUUUUCAAUGAUAAAAGUGGUAUUGGGUCUAGUUUGAAAUCAACUUUGGAGAAGUGUAGAAUAUUGCAAAGGCUGUUGCUUGUUUUGGCUUUGAUUGGGACCUGUAUGGUCAUUGGGGAUGGAGUGCUUACACCGGCAAUUUCUGUAUUUUCUGCUGUGUCAGGGCUGGAACUAUCCAUGUCGAAAGAGCAGCAUCAGUAUGUUGAGCUGCCAGUUGCUUGUGCAAUACUUGUAUUCUUAUUUUCCCUCCAACAUUAUGGGACCCACCGGGUAGGAUUCCUCUUUGCGCCGGUCGUGAUUACAUGGCUGUUAUGCAUAAGUGCUAUUGGUGUGUACAAUAUUUUGCACUGGAAUCCCCAUGUUUACCAAGCACUCUCCCCAUACUACAUGUACAAAUUUUUGAAGAAGACCCAGAGGGGAGGUUGGAUGUCAUUAGGUGGAAUCCUGUUGUGUAUAACAGGCUCAGAAGCUAUGUUUGCAGAUCUUGGUCACUUUUCACAGUUGUCAAUUAAGAUUGCUUUCACCUUUGUGGUUUACCCCUCAUUGAUACUGGCAUAUAUGGGGCAAGCUGCUUAUCUUUCUAAGCAUCAUAUUAUUGAAAGCGACUACCGGAUCGGUUUCUAUGUAUCUGUACCUGAGAAAAUAAGAUGGCCUGUUCUGGCAAUAGCUAUUCUUGCUGCAGUGGUAGGAAGUCAAGCCAUCAUUACUGGAACAUUUUCAAUUAUCAAACAGUGCUCGUCACUUGGUUGCUUUCCAAAGGUCAAAAUUGUGCACACCUCAUCAAAAAUGCAUGGCCAGAUUUACAUUCCAGAGAUCAACUGGACAUUAAUGCUGCUAUGUCUGGCUGUCACUGUUGGUUUUAGAAACACAAAACACAUGGGAAAUGCAUCAGGUUUGGCAGUUAUAACUGUAAUGCUGGUAACAACCUGCCUAAUGUCUCUGGUCAUGGUCUUAUGCUGGCACAAAAAUGUCCUUCUAGCAAUUUGUUUUAUAUUCUUCUUUGGUUCCAUUGAGGCUCUCUACUUCUCAGCAUCUCUUAUUAAAUUCCUGGAGGGGGCCUGGGUACCUAUUGCCCUCUCAUUUAUCUUCCUCGUUGUUAUGUAUGUUUGGCACUAUGGAACACUCAAGAAAUAUGAAGCGGAUGUUCAAAAUAAGGUCUCUAUCAACUGGCUUCUCAGUCUAGGUCCCAGUCUUGGAAUAGUCCGGGUCCGAGGGAUUGGUCUCAUACAUACUGAGCUUGUCUCUGGAAUCCCAGCUAUAUUUUCCCACUUUGUCACAAACCUUCCUGCUUUCCACCAGGUCGUAGUCUUCCUCUGCAUCAAAUCUGUGCCAGUGCCGCACGUUAGACCUGAGGAAAGGUUCUUGGUGGGAAGAGUUGGUCCUAAGGAGUACCGUCUCUACAGAUGCAUAGCACGAUAUGGUUAUCGUGAUGUUCAUAAGGAUGAUAUGGAGUUCGAGAAAGAUCUUGUUUGUAGCAUUGCAGAAUUUAUCAGGUCAGAAAAACCUGAAAGUGAUAUAGGAAUAGAAGACGUAGGGGAGUAUGAGAAAAUGACAGUUAUUGGGACACUAUCAUCCUCUUUUGAAGGCGUAAAAAUGCGCGAAGACGAUACAGAUUCCUCUGAUAUGGUAGGAACUUCAGAGGUGAAAGAGAUACAGGCUCCUCAGAGGUCAAAAAAGAGGGUGAGGUUUGUUGUUCCUGAGAGCCCGCAGAUGGAUAGGGAUGUCCGAGAUGAGUUGCAGGAGCUAAUGGAAGCAAGAGAAGCCGGAAUGGCAUUCAUACUUGGACAUUCAUACGUGAGGGCUAAGAGAGGAUCAAGCUGGAUGAAGAAAGUGGUGAUUAAUUAUGGGUAUGAUUUCUUAAGAAAAAACUCCAGAGGACCGCGUUAUGCUUUGAGUAUACCUCAUGCAUCAACCCUAGAAGUAGGGAUGGUGUACUAUGUUUAAAGUUUCAGAUAUGAAGAAGUAUAGCUAUAAAAAGAAAAACAGAAAUUAUUCUGCAAUUUUUGGAGUGUUGCUGUAUAUGAUAAUGCAAAGUUAGUAUCUAAAUACUAUCUGAUGUAUUGUUGUA